CAUGGCACCGCGUCAUAGUGACCAGAGCGGACCGACCGAAGGGCUAGGCGGAAUCUGCCAUGUAGCUAGCGGCUAGUCCUGUGUCUAUCCCUAGCUAGCUUUUUAGUAAAUCCCCCACCCCAAUUAGAGGCCAAUAAAUGACCAAUAUCCUAAAUAGAUAGCUAAAGAGCCAUGGAUAUAUUCUGGUAUAACUGCAGGGUUAAAUGUUACUAAGGUACGGGAGGCUGUUGUUGUUAGCUAGGUUGCUAAUUUAGCUAACGUCGUUAGCUAUAUAACUAGCUAUACAGAGCUAACGACCCACGGUGCUAGGUAGCGAGACAAACAGCUAGACAUCUAAGACUAGUUAGCUAUCAACUUGACCAGACAGAGACUAUUACGCGGAAAGGGAGAAGUCAUGGAGACGUGACGCCAAGGUAAUCUUAACGAGAAUCUCCUGUCAGAGGGACAACAUGGAUACGGAGAACAUUCCACACCCUUACGAGGACAACCGAGAUGCGGAGCGCCAGAGUCGUCAGUCCCGCAGGAGCACUGCUGGGAAAGGUUCCGAGGCGUCGCUACGAACUCUGAAACGGGACAAGAGUCGGGACGGCGAAAGAGAUGAGAGGGACAGCUGUGCUGGGGACCAGGCUAAGACACGGACACAGGAACUAGAUCCUGACCGGGAUCGCAUGUCAGACAGAGAGCAUAGGAGGAGCAGCUCAUUCUACUCUGAAGACUACGAGAACCUAACACCCUCGGAACGCACGCUGUCGCCCUACUCCCGUACACCCUCCCCCAGCCCUCGCAGAAAGGGACCUCGCGCCAAGAGGGUCUCCAGCAGUCCUCUACACAAAGCAGGUGUGCGUCGGGGUGUGUAUCGCCCUCCCCGUUUGGGUGCCCAGCCCCAGAGGCCUCAGCGUUGGGGGGUACGCACCGAGUCCCAGAGCCUGAUCAAGGACUCCACGGCGCCCCCUAAAGAUCUUGACCUGGUGACCAAGCGCAUGCUGUCGGCCCGCCUGUUGAAGAUCAACGAGCUACGCAACGCCCUGGCAGAGCUUCAGCUCCACACUGACCAGCUAACCAAGGAGAACCGCAUCCUCAGACAGCUACAACACCGGCAGGAGAAGGCGCUGCAGCGAUACGACGACACGGAGAGCGAGAUCGCCCAGCUGCUGUCGAGCCACGCUAACGAGACCACAGCUCUGCGGGAACGUCUACGGCGGACACAGGAGAGGGAGAGGGUCACUGAGAGGCGACUCAAAGACACACAGGAGCAGCUGCAGCGUAGCCAGUCGUCCCUGGGUCGUCUGAGGCGUCUGGCAGAACAGCAGGAGCUAGGUCCCAGGGAGGAGCUCACCAGGAGACUGGAGCAGGAGAGAGUCAAGGACCAGGAGAACCAGCUGAAGAUCAAGGAUCUGGAGCGCAGAGUGGAACUGAGCAGCAGUAGUUAUCAGAGGCAGCUAGCUACAGAGAGGAGGAAGACCAUCAGUACCCAGGACCGGGUCUCAGACCUACAGGAGGAGGUGGAACGGCUCACCAACAAACUCAAGGAGAAGGAGAGGGAACUGGACACUAGGAAUAUCUAUGCCAACCGCUUGUUGAAACCAUCGCCCAGGAACAUAGACAACACCACAAAGAGGAAAGGCCCCAGUAAGUCCAGCUCUAAGGCAGUACAGACAGUGAACGAGAACUUGAGUCUAGACUUCCCGUCACCGCCCCCGGCCGUCACCGACGGCAACUAUCACUACAACGACCAAGCCCCUGAUGACUACCUGACACUCAAGCCAGGUGUCUCUGGUACACCUUACAGCUCUAGGGAGGUUGACGUAGCAGAGCGAAGGCCGAAGGAGACUGAGGAGAGAAAGGAGAGAGAGGAGCGAGAGAGGGUAGAGAAGGAGAGAGAGAGGGAGAAGCAGAGGAAUGACCCAGAGUUGGACACACUUGAGGAAAAGAACAAGAGACUGAGAGAUGGCUGGGAGAAAGAGGAGGAGGAGAGUAAGAGGCGGCUCUAUAAGGAGGAAGAGAACAGGAAGAGGCGUGGCCAAGUCCAGGAAGAGGUUGCGAGGCGGAACCAAGAGGCGCUAGCCAGUCAGGAAGUGGCGGAGGCAGAGCGUCGCAGGAAGGAGCAACUAUUGGCAAAGCUGAGGGAAAUUGACAAGCAGAACGAGCCACCCCAGAACGCUGGGCUGUUCUCCGAGGUUGACCCAGAACCCCUAGAGUCUAGCUCAGGUUCCACUGCACGUUCUCCUCCACGGUUCUCCGACCCACGGAACCAGAACCCUUCCAUCUUCAGCUUCACUGAGCCGGAGGAGAUGGGCGGUCUGCGUGGGGGGGCGGGGAGCAGGGAGGGGGGCAAGUCAGGGCGAGGGGGGCCAGAGAGCGGUUUGGGUCCAGGGGCGGGGACAGGAACUGGGAGGAGAGGGGUGAGGGCUCAGAACUCAAACGAGGACCUGGCUUUCGGUAGCUACGCCCCGUCCUUUGGACGGCCGGCCCCACGAGGGGGUACAGGCUUCCCAACCCCACCCCCUCCCUCGGCUCUGGACGCGCUGCUGGGGCGGUCAGAGAGAGAGAAGGAGAGAGGAGGCCUAGGACCAGGUCUGGGAAAGGAGAGGAAAUCCACUUUGUUGCAGCAGCUCUUUGGCCCCCCAUCCAGUCCCUCCCCGAUCUCCGACAGCCCCCCAGAUGUCCUCCUUAGCCCUCCCACUUCCACCCUCACCGGUCCCCGCAACUGCAGAGAAGGUUUUUUUCCCUUUGAGCACAAGUCCCCUGCCCCCGCAGGUCCCCUUGCACCUUUCCUUUCCUCCCUCCACGUGACCGAGAGCAGGCCAACCGUACGAGCCAUUGCGUCCUUCGACGACGACAUCGAGGAACUCAAACUUUGAUCAAAUCAAUUUUUUUUUCAAAUGAUUCGUCUGUUGAGUAGGAACUCGCGGUCUGAUUAGUCAACGAAGGAGGAAGUGACACUUGGAUUUGGCCGUUGAGGCUGUUAAUCACUAUACUAAGGGUGGACCCGGUGGUUGGGUUUUCACAGGGUUUUAAAAGCACUAAGUCAUAUUUGUUAUGAUAUCAGAUAAAUCUAAGCCUGGUUAUGGACUGUUUAAUCUGAUAGAUAAAUGUCUCUGUGUGUGUGUCAACAUCAUGUGUGUAUGUUGCUCAGGGGAGUCUGUAAAAUCAGGGAAGAACGUCAACGUUUUCAGACAGACUUAGGCUCCGUCUCAAAUGGUGCCCUAAUGAAGACAGCUGUAUCGUUGACAGCUAUAACGUUGACAGCUAUAACGUUGACAACUUUAACGUUGACAACUUUAACGUUGACAACUUUAACGUUGACAGCUGUAACGUUGACAGCUAUAACGUUGACAGCUAUAACGUUGACAACUUUAACGUUGACAACUUUAACGUUGACAGCUUUAACGUUGACAGCUAUAAUGUUGACAGCUAUAAUGUUGACAGCUAUUACGUUGACAGCUAUAACGUUGAAUGAUGCCCUGAUAAAGCAUCUAUAACGUUGACAACUUUAACGUUGACAGCUUUAAUGUUGACAGCUGUAUCGUUGACAGCUGUAACGUUGACAACUUUAACGUUGACAACUUUAACGUUGACAGCUAUAACGUUGACAACUUUAACGUUGACAGCUAUAACGUUGACAGCUAUAACGUUGACAGCUAUAACGUUGGCAGCUUUAACGUUGAAUGAUGCCCUGAUGAAGCAUCUAUAACGUUGACAACUUUAACGUUGACAGCUUUAAUGUUGACAGCUGUAUCGUUGACAGCUGUAUCGUUGACAGCUGUAACGUUGACAACUUUAACGUUGACAACUUUAACGUUGACAGCUAUAACGUUGACAACUUUAACGUUGACAGCUAUAACGUUGACAGCUAUAACGUUGACAGCUUUAACGUUGACAACUUUAACGUUGACAACUUUAACGUUGACAGCUAUAACGUUGAAUGAUGCCCUGAUGAAGCAUCUAUAACGUUGACAACUUUAACGUUGACAGCUGUAACGUUGACAGCUUUAACGUUGACAGCUGUAUCGUUGACAGCUGUAACGUUGACAGCUUUAGCAUUGACAGCUUUAGCGUUGACAGCUUUAACGUUGACAGCUGUAACGUUGACAGCUGUAUCAUUGACAGCUAUAAUGUUGACAUCUGUAUCGUUGUCAGCUGUAAGGUUGGUUAUUGAAUUGUUGCAUCAGAGAUACACUAUCUAUACAAAAGUAUGUGGACAGCCCUUCAAAUGAGUGGAUUUCACUAUUUCAGCCACACCCGUUCCUGACAGGUGUAUAAAAUUGAGCACACAGCAAUGCGAUCUCCAUGGACAAACAUUGGCAUUAGAAUGGGCCUUACUGAAAAGCUCAGUGACUUUCAACGUGGCACCGUCAUAGGAUGCCACCUUUUCAACAAGUCAGUUCGUCAAAUUUCUGCCCAGCUAGAGCUGCCCCGGUCAAUUGUAAGUGCUGAUAUUGUGAUGUGGAAAUGUCUAGUAGCAACAACGGCUCAACAGCAAAGUGGUAGGCUACACAAGCUCACAGAACGGGACAGGCGAGUGCUGAAGCGCGUAGCGCAUACAAAUCGUCUGUCCUCAGUUGCAACACUCACUACCGAGUUCCAAACUGCCCCUGGAAGCAACAUCAGCACAAUAACUGUUAGUCAGGACCUUUAGGAAAUGGGU
Messenger RNA from Salmo salar (Atlantic salmon), 4648 nucleotides. The record is from RefSeq and is a predicted model, not a curated record. NCBI's taxonomy places the organism in Eukaryota, Metazoa, Chordata, Actinopteri, Salmoniformes, Salmonidae.